Paramecium primaurelia is the source of this 605-nucleotide messenger RNA. Lineage: Eukaryota; Ciliophora; Oligohymenophorea; Peniculida; Parameciidae. The record is from the annotation of a GenBank genome assembly.
AUGAUUAAUUUCCAAAAAAGAGUUUAGGAUUCUCAGUUAAAAUGUACUAUAGACUAUCGUAUUAACAGAUAAUUUUAAGUUGUUUCAAAAUCUAGAGAAAUUAGACAAACUCAAUCCUAAUGUUAAAAUAAAGUUGCAAUUAAUAACAAUAAUUAUAUCAAACCAAAAAGAUCCAUAUAAUAUAAUUCAAUAUAAACAGAUUCAACAGCAUUUGAAAGUUUAGAAACAGAUUAGAGAAGACAAAGUACUGAACCAAGAAACUAUUAAAAAAGAAGAAGUCGUAUUAUAUCAACUGUAUAGAAAAUUUAAUUAAUUAGUUUUUAAGAAAAUAUAAAGCUAAAUAGACUUACUUUAAUCAUGUGAUAUGGAUCAUUUAGAGUCUGAAUAAAUUCCUAUUGGAAAUUUUCAAAUUUAACAGUAAUAAUAUUCUGAACCACCAAAAAAUUGUUUUAUUAAUAAAGAAAAUUAUUAAGGACGUCGAACUAAGUUACCUACAUUAAAAAAGCAUUAGCUAUGUAAAUUUUAAUUAUUAAUUUAAGAAUUUGAAAAAAAUGAAGGAAAAAUAAGUGGAUCUAAUGUAGUUAAAUUUGGAGAGUCUUUUGUGA